AUGGCUCAACGUGUAACACCUCUUUCACGUCAAACAUCGAUCGUUUUAUUAUGUGAUAUUCAAGAAAAAUUUCGUCCAGUAAUAAAAUAUUUUUCUCAAAUUGUCGAAACAUCAAAUAAAUUAUUACAAGCUUGUAAAAUUCUCGAUGUACCAUAUGUUGUUACUGAACAAUAUCCAAAAGGUCUUGGCCGAACAGUACCUGAAUUGGAUAUUGGUGAUACUAAACCAUUCGAAAAAACUCUCUUUUCAAUGUGUACACCAGAUGUUUUAUCAUACAUAAAAGAACAAGUUAAAGGUAUAGUCACUGAUAUGAAAGAAGUUCUUCGAUUGAUUAAUCGUUUUUGUGUCGAAACUACGUGCACUAUAAAGAUUCUAAUGUACUAUGAAUAA
Molecule: messenger RNA, 390 nt
Organism: Rotaria sp. Silwood2
Lineage: Eukaryota; Metazoa; Rotifera; Eurotatoria; Philodinida; Philodinidae
Source: the annotation of a GenBank genome assembly